This is a messenger RNA of Cadophora gregata, 1302 nucleotides long. RefSeq names its product E3 ubiquitin-protein ligase rad18 (gene RAD18). The record is from RefSeq and is a predicted model, not a curated record. Lineage: Eukaryota; Fungi; Ascomycota; Leotiomycetes; Helotiales; Ploettnerulaceae. Gene Ontology annotation, biological process: DNA damage tolerance; protein monoubiquitination. Bases 1 to 1302 code for a protein of 433 amino acids. The transcript has 2 exons. Gene Ontology annotation, cellular component: nucleus; Rad6-Rad18 complex. Gene Ontology annotation, molecular function: ubiquitin protein ligase activity; single-stranded DNA binding.
AUGAACAAAGUCUCCAAGGACGACGCGUUCGAAAUCACGGAUUCAACAGACUGGCUCGAGACGCCACUACGUGCUCUUGCUGGUGUUGAUUCAGCCUUGCGCUGCCAGGUCUGUAAGGACUUCUACACCACGCCUAUGAUCACGUCUUGCUCGCACACUUUCUGCUCUCUAUGCAUACGAAGAUGUCUCAAUAACGAUGGGAAGUGUCCUGCAUGUCGGACGCAGGAUCAGGAGUUAAAGUUGAGGUUUAAUGGUGCUAUGCAGGAUUUGGUGGAGGCGUUCAUAAAAGCAAGACCAGAAGUUUUGGAGCAUGCUAGGAGGCCUCUGGAAGUACCGGGAAGCCCUUCAUCGAAGAGAGACAGGAAAGAGGCGGAGCUGGAUGACGAGGAUGCGCCGAGGAAGAGAACAAGGUCCGCUGGAACCCGGACAUCGAGCAGGAGAUUACAGCCUACGCCUCAACAAGUUAUUGAAGACUCUGAUGACGACGACGAGGAUUUCGUUCCUGAGUAUGGCUAUGUCAGAUGCCCAGUGUGCUCGAAACAAGUCAAGGAAGCCAUUAUCAACUCACAUUUGGACCGAGACUGCGCGGACGAGCCACGAAUAACCAAACCUAAAGCCAUGGGCCGGAUAUCCAAUAAAGAGUCUGCCCAAAAUACCUUGACCAUAUAUGAUGCUCCCAAGCGGCCAGAAAGAUUGGCGCAGAUCAACUUCUCCAUGAUGAAGGAGGCGGCUUUGCGUAAGAAGCUUGGUGAAAUGGGGAUUUCUGCUGCAGGGAAUAAGCCUCUGAUGGAGAGACGAUACACGGAGUGGAUUACUCUUUGGAACGCAAACUGUGACGCAAGGAAGCCUAGGACGAAGGCCGAGUUGAAGAGAGAACUGGAAAUUUGGGAGAGGACGCAAGGUGGAAGGGCUCAGACAUCGACGUAUGGACAGAGCUCUGGACAAGUCAAAGACAAGGACUUUGAUGGGAAGGCAUAUUCAAGUACGCAUGAUGAUUCUUUUCGCAAGCUAAUAGCGAAUGCUCGGAAGAAAGCAGCUGUCAAGCCUCCGACGUCUGAAGCAUCCAAUUCUCCAAGAAUCUCAAAAGAGGACGAUGAGACAAGAGCGAACAGAGAAGGACUUCACGAUCAAAUGCCACCCGUGAAUCAGAGCGGCUUGCAGCGGAGGUCUUCCGAGGAGAGUGGCCGAUUUGUCAAAUCUCCACCAAAACCUCCGUCACAGUUUGUAAACAAUCUGAUGAUAGUGGAUAAAGAAUCGAGCAGUCCGCCUGAUUUACCGGCAGUUGGGACAGUACAACCAUAA